AUGGAAGCGGAUGCGCUCUCUGCCAACCGAGCCGCCAUUGCGCUGUUGCAAAGUUUGCAGCCCGAAAACCGCCAUGUCUUCCUGCAGCCGACGACGGAACUGUCCACUGAAUCGCUCAAUCUAGUGCGAGACACUUUAGAAGCCUUCGCCGUGCAGGUUGGCGAUGAGCAGCGGAGUCGACUAAAGGAAUCGAGAAAACGAAAGCGCGGCGGCGAAAAGGAAGAUGUUCUCAAGCUGCGGAAAAUCUACAUCGACGGCUUUCAGACAAACCAGGUCUGGCAGCAGGCCAAGAAGGUUAUCGGCGGUGUCUUACAAUUCUCAGAGACACUUCUAAGUGAGAUGGAAAAGAAGAGUGAGAUUCAUCUCGUCGAUGGUGACAUUACUGGAGAAGUUUCGGCAUCUAAGGCAGACGAGGAGGAGGACGGGAGCAACUUGGACACCGAAUCGUCCAAAGAGGACGAAGAUGCUGGGGAACUUGACUCUGGCGUGGAGCUCGAGGAGCCAGAACUUGCCGAAGGUGCCGACCAGCUCUCUGACAUUGACGAGGAGCCUCUCAGCAUUCAGUUGGAGGAGGAAGAUGAGGAGGAUGCCGAAGAAUCUGGCGUCGACGACGAUUGCGAACCCUUUGUGGAAGACCCCGAUGGCCUCAAUGACGGCUUUUUCUCUCUGGACGAUUUUAACAAGCAGACACAAUGGUUCGAAGAGCAAGAUAUUCGCGGCGAUCCGAAUACCGACAUGGCCAGCGAUGAUGAGGAAGUAGACUGGAAUGCGGACCCCAACGCUGUAUCCCAAAAGUCGAAGGUCUCAAAGAGCAAACGGUCGAAAAAGAAUACAGAUGUUGACGACAUGGCUGACGAGAAGGAUGAAGAGGAUGACGAUGACGGUCCUACAUUCGGCGACAUGGCUUUGGACGCACCAGAAGGCGAUAGUGACGACGAAGCCGCUGCUUUCGAAGAUGGCUUCGAUGAUGUCGAGAAUAACGCCAACGACGUAUUUUACAAGGACUUCUUCGCGCCGCCACCGCGCAAAAGAGAUCCGAAAAAGUCAAGAAAGUCAGCCCCGAAGGCUCGAGAGCCAACCGAACAAGAUAUGGAGCGGGCCAUGGCCGAUGUUCGCCGAGACCUUUUCGAAGACGAAUCAGACAUGGACAACACCGAGGAUGCCCUUUCAGAUGCCUCCGCCGGCGACCCAAAGUCUCGUCGAUCAGCACAUGAGCGCAGACAAGCGAAGCUGGCCGAAGAGAUUCGAAAACUUGAAGCCGCCUCCGUAGCUAAGCGCGAAUGGACUUUGUCCGGCGAAGCCAAGGCUCCGGAGCGCCCAACCAAUUCGCUUCUCGAGCACGAUCUCGACUUUGAAUACGUUGGCAAGCCAGUACCCGUCAUCACACCCGAAGUUAGCGAGAGCAUAGAGGAGCUCAUCAAGCGCCGAAUCCUCUCAGAAGAAUUCGACGAAGUUCUCAAGCGCCGCCUUGAGACCGAGACCCUACCCGCCGGAACGCGUCGCGGCCUCGUCGACGUUAAGGACAGCAAAUCAGACAAGAGCCUCGCCCAGAUCUACGAAGAAGAGCACAUAAAGAAUGCUGACCCUGACAACUACGUCAGCCAGUCCGAUGAGAAGCUACAGCGCGAGGAGAAGGAGGUAGAAAGUAUGUGGAAGGACGUCUCCGCCAAGCUCGACGCCCUCAGCAGCUGGCAUUACAAGCCCAAGCCGACGGCGGUCUCGCUCUCGGUUGUGGCCGAUGUGGCCACCAUUGCUAUGGAGGACGCGCAGCCAGCGACGGCGCAGGGCGUGGCCGGUGAGAGCAGCCGCAUGGCACCACAGGAGGUUUACAAGGCUGGUGCCGAUACAGCCGGCAAGGGCGAGUUGGUAUCCAAGAGCGGCCUGCCCGUAGCUCGGCAGGAGAUGUCGCGCGAGGAUAAGGCGCGUCGCCGUCGGCAGCACAAGGAGCGCGUGCGCAAGGCCGGCAACGGCGGCGCGUCAGGCGGCUCGCGUGCGGGCGCGAGUAAAAAGGCCCAGACCAUUGCCGACCUCAAAAAGGGCGGCGUCAGGGUCAUCAACCGCAAAGGCGAGAUCACGGACGUCGACGGCAACAGGAUCAAGGCCGCCAAGGCCAUGUCCAGUGGCAGUUUCAAGCUCUAA
Beauveria bassiana ARSEF 2860 is the source of this 2139-nucleotide messenger RNA. RefSeq names its product U3 snoRNP protein. The record is from RefSeq and is a predicted model, not a curated record. Gene Ontology annotation, biological process: rRNA processing. Bases 1 to 2139 code for a protein of 712 amino acids. NCBI's taxonomy places the organism in Eukaryota, Fungi, Ascomycota, Sordariomycetes, Hypocreales, Cordycipitaceae. The transcript has a single exon. Gene Ontology annotation, cellular component: small-subunit processome; Mpp10 complex; nucleus.